AUGGAGAAGAGCAACACUGGUAAGGUAGAGGAUGAUGGGCGUCAGCAUUCGCUUCUAGGAUCGUCGUGUAGUGUGCGCGGGCCGGACGCGGCAGUGCGGCGAGGGCAUUUGCUGGAGGUUCGCUACUUGUGGACACCGGCUCGCUUUAAUGCCGGCCGCAAGGCAACGCCGCCGCCACCACCAUUAUACGGCUUUGUGCGCUUGAAGGAUGUGAAUCACCGCCUGAGUGGGUGGUUCCCUGUAGAAGAUAUUGAACUGAAGGAGCCAAAGGGCGGUGGGGGUAAUAACGCAGCUUCAGGUACGGUGUCCCCGCCGUCAGGUGUCACCAACCGCAUUCGUGGCCCAGUCCUGAGUUCGGUCUAUGGGGAGGUUACGGUGGGAAUGAUCCGGACUCGCCGAGAGGAGAAGCAGCUGGAUUUCUUUGAGGAACGCCUGCUUCGUGACUGCCGCACACCGACAACCAUUCGGUACUUUGUAUAUUUGUCCACGUUUGUCUUUGCUCCCUGGUACUAUGCGCCGUACGGCAUUUUUAACAAGGAGUUUGAUCCGUUGGCAUCCAUCUCUCUUGCCGACCAGGAGAGAGCGCAACUCGGCUUGCCGGCGGACUUUACAGAGCACAACCCCUUUAUUCGGGACGCCUACUUAUGCCCAUUUUCUCUUCGCAUAUACAGCACCUUUGAGCAGAUGCAGCAUGAGACAAGGUGCUACCGCGGGGGGCGAUUGCGACCACCAGGGCAGGAAAUUUACCGCGAUGAAGCACGCGGGUUUUCUAUGUUUGAGGUGAACGGCAGUCGCCAGGUGACGUACUGCCGCCACCUGUUUCUUCUGGGUAAGUCGUUCCUGGAGAAUAAGCUGGCCGGGCAUGACGUACACAACUAUUUUUUCUACGUUGUUUGCCUUCACCAGCGACACUUUCCCCAAUACACCGAUGAGGCCUCGGCAAUGUACUUUGUUGGCUAUUUCACCUGGGAGAAGCAGGUGGUGGAUAAUAACUUGGCCUGCAUUGUCACCCUACCGUGCUUCGCGGGCGGGGCAGCGCGGAACACGUUGCACACUGGCACUACCGCGCGAACACCACUGGGCCAUUUUGGGCAAUUUAUGAUCGCCGCAAGCUACGAGCUGGCGCACCGCAGGAAACACAUUGGGUCACCGGAGAGGCCGCUGUCGGAUUUGGGCGCCUCGGCGUAUGACCGUUACUGGCGCCGUGUUCUCGUGACGUGGAUGCACUCACUUCUGCCGGACUCCGCUACUGUCGCUGUCACGAGCGACGACGACGAAGACAAAGAAGGCAGAGCCGACAACUGUCAAAGUGUGAUUGUGGAGGCGACGACGCCCCUGACGGGCCGCGGGAUGAAGCGGCCACGCGCCGGCAGCUCAGGUCAGAGCGGUGACGCCGCGGACGACGACGACGACGACGACGCCGACGGGCGGGCCGUGCAAACAGAGCGGCUGCGCGUCACAAGCGUGCGCGGCAUUGCGCGGCGAGUGCGGUUGGAGGAGGCGGAUGUUCUGCGGACGCUGCUGGGCAUGGGGCUACUGCACCUCAACGCCGAGGACCGCGGCCUUCGUCUCGUGAUUCCCGUUGCGUUUGUUCGCCGCGAGUACGACAAGGCGAGGGAGCAGGCAAAAGACUUGGCCCGCGCGGAAUUUGACGCAUCGCUGCUGACGACAAGCCGCAGUGGGGCAGCGUGGGCGACGGCGACCCCCUCGCCUCGCCUACAGAACUUGGCUGCCGCCGCGCGUUAA
Trypanosoma rangeli is the source of this 1746-nucleotide messenger RNA. Its product is annotated as histone acetyltransferase. NCBI's taxonomy places the organism in Eukaryota, Euglenozoa, Kinetoplastea, Trypanosomatida, Trypanosomatidae. Gene Ontology annotation, molecular function: histone acetyltransferase activity. The transcript has a single exon. The coding region runs from base 1 to 1746 and encodes 581 amino acids. The record is from RefSeq and is a predicted model, not a curated record. Gene Ontology annotation, biological process: regulation of DNA-templated transcription.